AUGCACGAUUAUGCGUUAUCGAUGAUGGUGGAAGACCUCGGUCGACACGCGACUGCCAUUAAAUACAUCUCAAAACGAUCUUCGGCUGAGGCAUGCACAUUUAUAGAGAAGUACGGUCAUCUGCUUUUUGAAGCAUGUCCGAGUGAAACCGUGGAUUUAUUACAGGCUGUUAUUGAGAAGUCCUCAGGAGACAAUGUCGACCCAGCGCAGCUUCUCAAGGUGUUUGCCGGUGAUUUCCCGAAAGCUGCAGGUUUCAUUGAGUUCGCCCUCAAGAAGGUGUCGGGUCCAUCUCGUACUGUUCUGCUCGACGCAAUGCUGGAAUUGCGGCUGCGAGAUUACUCUGAAGGAAAAAUCACGGAUGCUGAUUGUUUCAAGCAGUUGAGAUUCCGUUUGUUGAAGAUGGAAAUAUUACUCGUGCUCUUCACCUAG
Ostertagia ostertagi is the source of this 429-nucleotide messenger RNA. NCBI's taxonomy places the organism in Eukaryota, Metazoa, Nematoda, Chromadorea, Rhabditida, Trichostrongylidae. The record is from the annotation of a GenBank genome assembly.